AUGAAAGUCAUAUCUUAUGAUUACAUCCCAACUCCAAAAUUUCUUUCAGGCAGUAUGAAAGAAAUGAUUGACAUAUCCUUAGAAAAAGAAAAACGUCGUAUUGAAGCCCUUAAGCUUUUAAAAGAAUCUACAGGGAUUUUGGGAUUAUAUAUCACGGGAGUAUGUGUCACUGGUAAGGGUAGUACGGAAAAUAUUACUAAUACAUUCACGGUGCUCGGUUCACUACUUGGUAUUGUUGAUACAAAAUUAUCAUUCUACGAACGAUAUACAAAUAGAAAAAUUGAAAAAAGUAUCCUCGAAUUUGCUGUUAAUGAUAUAAAUGCCGAGAUUAAAGCUAUUUCUAGCGGGGUUGGUCGAAUUAAAAACUAUAAUAAUGAUAACGAUCGGAAACUUGAAGUAACAGUUUUAAUUCAUUCCUGCGAAAAGGUUGGCGUCAUUGUCAUGUCAGCAUCUAAUAAUUAUAAUUAUGAAAGACAAAAAAUCAAAAAAGUAAUUGAAGAAUACAAAGUGAAUUCUAUAAAUGACCGAACCGAAAUGAUUAAAAUUAAGAAAUCAUCGAAAUGCAUUGGCUAUGAUAGUCGUAUGAUUAAAGAAGGUGUGAUGACCUAUAUGGCAUCCCUAAAGUUUUCCGAAACGUACAAGCAGAUAACAGAGAAUGAUUUCAUUCGUAAUGUGGAUGAGUUUAAGGAUGCACUUUAUAACGAGGAAAAGCCAGAUCGAGUAUAUAUUUGGGAUCGUGCAGUCUGGGAUAAAAAGCAAGGGUCUAAAAACAAUUAUAGUUAUAUUGACGUUGUACAAAUUGAAUAUAAAAAUUUUUUUGAUAAGUUUAUUAAUCAAAUUGAAUAA
This is a messenger RNA of Funneliformis mosseae, 846 nucleotides long. The record is from the annotation of a GenBank genome assembly. Lineage: Eukaryota; Fungi; Glomeromycota; Glomeromycetes; Glomerales; Glomeraceae.